Molecule: messenger RNA, 2500 nt
Organism: Salarias fasciatus (jewelled blenny)
Lineage: Eukaryota; Metazoa; Chordata; Actinopteri; Blenniiformes; Blenniidae
Product: chromobox protein homolog 2-like
Exons: 5
Coding region: 42-1616 (524 amino acids)
Biological process (GO): negative regulation of transcription by RNA polymerase II
Cellular component (GO): PRC1 complex; heterochromatin
Source: RefSeq, a predicted model, not a curated record
CAGAGCGCGGCUGCGGCUCGUGCGGAGGGGCUGCGGCAGUCAUGGAGGGGGUCACCGUCGGCCAGGUAUUCGAUGCGGAGUGCAUCCUCAGCAAGCGGCCCAGGAAGGGGAAGUUCGAGUAUCUGGUGAAGUGGAGAGGAUGGUCCUCCAAACACAACAGUUGGGAGCCGGAGGAGAACAUUCUGGACCCGCGGCUCCUGGCGGCGUUUCACAAACGAGAGCAAGAGCGAGAACUUCUGUUUCAGAAAAAAGGAAAACGGCCGAGAGGACGACCUCGAAAGAUCCUGCCUCCUGCUCCUGCUGUGACCAAGGACAGCCGCUCCUCCUCCUCCUCCUCUGCCCUCUCCUCCUCCGCCUCCUCCUCGGAGGAGGAAGAGGAUGAGGAGGAAGAUGACGAUGAAGACCACGGCAAGAAGGCCAAGCCGGGCCCCCGUGCGCCCCCCGUCCCCCAGAAGAGGCCCCAGAUCCUGCUGGCCAAACCCGACCCGCCGCGCAAGAAGAAGCGCGGCAGGAAGCCGCUGCACCCGGACCUCAGGGCGCUGCGGCAGGCCAGGGGCCGGCCCGCCCCGUCCCCCCCUCCCCCUCCUCCCCCGCCGCCUGCAGGCCCUCCCCGCCACCCGCAGGCGCCGCGGGGCCCGCGAGACGAGGCCCGGCCCGGCGUGAAGAAGCCGCUGCAGCCGGCCAGCUUCACCUACACCGGGCUGCACCGGAGCGCCCGAGAGGAGGCGGCGUCCCACUCCUCCUCCUCCUCCUCCUUCUCCCCCUCCGGCUGCGUGUGGAGCGGCCGCUCGCUGUGCGCCUCCUCCGCCACGUCCUCCUCCCACGGCAGAGCCGGCGCCUCCUCACACAGUAAGAGCUCCCUGGACCUGAAACGCUCCGCCUCGGACGCCGCCGCCUUCAGGGCGUCUUCUCUCAAACAUGGCGGCAGCUCGGGCUCGCUGGGUCUGCAUGCCGGCUUUGCCGGCGGCCAGAUGGCGCAGCGUUCCGCUCUGGCUCAGAGGAGGCAGGAUGGCGCCGCGGUUCCCCACAAACAGCAGAGCUCGGGUCUGUCCAGGCCGGCGCCGGCGCCCACGCCGCGAGAACGAGCCAAUCAGGCGCUCAGCCUGCGGGCGCUCAACCUGCAGAGCGUCGGCAGCCUGCCGGGCGGCACCGGAGCCGCCGCGAGGGCCAGCCUCCGGAGCGCCGGCGGGAUGCUGGUGAAAGGAGGCGCCAAAGACAGUCGGACAGCGGCCGGAGGGCAGCGCUGUGGCCCGUCGGCGGGGGGCGGAGCCGAGGCCGGCCGCGCCAAGGAGAAGCUGCCAGGAGGCGGCGGCGGCGGGCGCCCGGAGGAGCGGAAACACGGACUCGGCACGCAGAGCCGCAGCCUGACGGAGCUGAGCGCCGGCGACUCGGACGAGAGCAGCAGCAGCGAAUCGGAGCACGCCGCCCUGUUUCCCAGCAACAGCCGGCCCAGCCUGGGAAACACCGCCGCCGAGUCGGACACGGAGACGGACUGGCGGCCGGCGCGGAGCCUCCUGGAGCACGUCUUCGUCACCGACGUCACGGCCAACUUCAUCACGGUGACGGUGAAGGAGUCGCCGACCAGCGUGGGAUUCUUCACCGAGCCGAGUCACUGACCCGCGCGCACGGAGCCGCGGCGCCUCGCCGCCGCACGGGACUCCAGCACACCACAACUCCCAGCAUUCCCGGCGUCCGAGCCACACACACACAGAUAAGCUCCAGUAUCUGACGGGACGCUGUAGCGGCCCUGAUGUUUGGCCCCACCCACUCCUGCAGCUCUCGAUCCAAUCAGAAACCCGGUGCUCAGAGACAAACUGCAACAUGUUCAGAGGGCUCCAUGUUCGAACCCCGACCGUCUCCCCAGUGGUCUCUCCGUGAAGGACCGUUCAACAGAAGUUUGAACUGAAUCAACCUGCACAGAUUCGAUAGUUUUAAAGGCGUUGCCAUGGCAAUUUGUUCACUUUGGACCAGGAGCUGAUGGUUUCACACUCGCCUUCCGUUGCUCUGCAGACAACUGCCUUCACCGGUCUGCCAGCUGUCCGUCUCCAUUAGUGGGCGGAGCAACAUCUCCAUUCGCCUGCAGACCUGCUCUGUCCGGCGAGUGUGAUCGGGGUUCGAACCGUCGGAAGGAUCCACCUCUCCUGUGCCUCUCGUCGCCUCCGUCCGCCUCGUUCAGGGCGACUCGUCUCUACAUAAAGAAGAAAAGUCGGCGGAGGAGUGUUCUGGAUGUUCUCAGAUGUUCGUUCUCGUCUUUCAGUGGUUUGGACCAAAGGUGUGACGACUCGUAUUAUUGACCACAGUAUUUGUUGCACUACACGAUACAGAGGGACUGCUAGCUGUUUUGUACCAUUUCAAUAGGUGGCGCUGUCUUUAGAAUGAAGAUGUGUGUUAAUUUAUACCUGUAAAUAUGUUCUUUUUCAUGUGAUAUCUAUCUGAGGGGUCUGCGUGCCCCCCCGCCAUGUGAAGGGAUUUAAAAUAAACCCUGGAAAAAAAUAAAGUG